UGAGCACGCUGCUCAAUCACUCCGCUGGCUGCCACGAGCUGCAAAGUGAAUUUCGACGGAAAACGUUAGGACCGAGCAGAGAUGGGCUCGUGCGGGAUGUCUGCGUUAUAACCGAACUGGUAACGGGAAUGCAUGAAUGACCUGCAGAAACAGUCUCUGAAUCCUCUUGGCCCUCGGUUGCAGGGCGGUGAGCAGCUACCAUGGCGUAUCCAAACACCAGCAUCCUGACAGCCAACCUCAGUGGAGCCUUGGACGGCCAUGACUCAGGAGGAAACAUCUACCGGCCCUUUUCUGUCUUCAGUGUCCUCACCCUGACUUUACUGGCAAUGCUGGUGGUGGCCACUUUUGUGUGGAACCUACUGGUGCUGGUGACCAUCCUAAGGGUGAGGACCUUCCACAGGGUGCCUCACAACCUCGUGGCUUCCAUGGCGAUCUCUGACGUGAUGGUGGCCGCCCUGGUCAUGCCGCUAAGCCUGGUGCACGAGUUAAAUGGGAGGUCGUGGAAACUUGGCCGGGUUCUGUGUCAGGUCUGGAUCUCUUUUGACGUGCUGUGCUGCACGGCAAGCAUCUGGAAUGUGACUGCCAUCGCGCUGGACCGCUAUUGGUCCAUCACUAGACACCUGCAGUAUACACUCAAGACGCGCAAAAAGAUCUCCAAUGUGAUGAUCGCACUCACAUGGCUGCUGUCCUCCAUCAUCUCCUUGUCACCCCUCUUCGGCUGGGGGGAGACAUACUCAGAAGGGACGAAGUGCCAAGUGAGCCAGGAGCCGUCCUACACCAUCUUCUCCACCUUUGGAGCGUUUUACCUGCCGCUCUGCGUGGUGCUGUUCGUCUACUGGAAGAUCUACAAAGCUGCCAAGUUUCGGAUAGGCUCACGCAAAACCAACACAAUAACGCCCAUGGCUGAGGUAAAGGAGGAAACACAGCAGCCGCAGAUGGUGUUUACUGUGCGUCACGCCACCGUGACCUUCCAGACAGAUGGUGACACGUGGCGUGAGCAGAAGGAGAAAAAGGCAGCGCUUAUGGUCGGCAUUCUGAUCGGCGUGUUCGUACUUUGCUGGAUCCCCUUCUUCAUCACCGAGCUCAUCGUCCCGCUGUGCUCCUGCGACAUCCCGCCUCUCUGGAAGAGCAUCUUCCUCUGGCUCGGCUACUCCAACUCCUUCUUUAACCCGCUCAUAUACACCGCCUUUAAUAAGAACUACAACAAUGCCCUGAGGAACCUCUUCUCCCGGCAGCGCUGAGCCACUCUGCACGCUCAGCAGACACACUACACCAGCACGCACUCCUCAGUGUUACCGCUCCAGGAAGGAAGGGACUAACCUGUCUGUUUUUAUCACUCCCAUCAUUCUCAGAAGGAUGAUAACCAGGAGCUUUGUCUUUAAAGCUCUCUCUAAAACUGUGUUAUUUCUAUUUAUGUUUUGUUUUUAUUAUCAUGCUAAGGUAACCUCACAGCUGGACUGAGAUGGCUGUCUGAGCAAGUGUUCCUACGAAGGAAUAAAUUAGCUGUUUUGUGGCAGCAGCAGAUAUAGUGAUGUCUACAUGUUGGCUUCUAUCAGGCUUGUUAGGGAGAAAGGCACGUAAACUCCCUUGUAAACAGUUUCAUCAUCAUAUGAGAGGCUGUGGGAAGCAUUUCAAAGUACAGCUGGAAGAGAUAAAUAAGGAAAGUCUUUAAGAACUGAACAAAAAACCUCAUUAAUCACAAUCCAAGAUCAAACUCUGGAUUAGUUGCAACACUAAGCAACAAAAUGCUGAACAAAAUAGAUAAAGCCAAGAACUUUGACAGUCUCAAAGGUUUUUCAGUCAAGUAAUAUAUUCAGCAACAUCUUCUACCCCAUGGCCGAAUCAGACUGCACAGUUUUUUUUCUUCUUUGUCUUUUUUAAUGAUGGCACACCAGAUAGACUGUUUCAUA
Molecule: messenger RNA, 1910 nt
Organism: Cheilinus undulatus (humphead wrasse)
Lineage: Eukaryota; Metazoa; Chordata; Actinopteri; Labriformes; Labridae
Gene: htr5ab
Product: 5-hydroxytryptamine (serotonin) receptor 5A, genome duplicate b
Exons: 3
Coding region: 201-1241 (346 amino acids)
Biological process (GO): chemical synaptic transmission; G protein-coupled receptor signaling pathway, coupled to cyclic nucleotide second messenger
Cellular component (GO): plasma membrane; dendrite
Molecular function (GO): G protein-coupled serotonin receptor activity; neurotransmitter receptor activity
Source: RefSeq, a predicted model, not a curated record